Messenger RNA from Plasmodium inui San Antonio 1, 2427 nucleotides. RefSeq names its product dynamin GTPase. The record is from RefSeq and is a predicted model, not a curated record. The coding region runs from base 1 to 2427 and encodes 808 amino acids. Gene Ontology annotation, cellular component: membrane; cytoplasm; microtubule. NCBI's taxonomy places the organism in Eukaryota, Apicomplexa, Aconoidasida, Haemosporida, Plasmodiidae. Gene Ontology annotation, molecular function: microtubule binding; GTP binding; GTPase activity. The transcript is spliced from 2 exons.
AUGGAGUCCAGCAUGUACAACAACCUACGGAAGCUCAUCACCGUGAUCGACGAGCUGAGAGACAUCGGUCUGCAAAAAUAUAUCAACCUACCGCGCAUAUGUGUCGUGGGUACACAGAGCAGUGGCAAGAGCAGUGUACUAGAAUCGAUCGUGGGGCUGGACUUCCUCCCCAGAGGUGAAGGAAUAGUCACCAGGAGGCCCAUAGAAUUUAGACUCAUACACAUAAAGGAAGAUAGCGAAAUUAAGCACUGGGCCAUAUUUGAGGAUGAUAAGAAUAAGAAGUUCACUGAUUUUAAUGAAGUCAGGGAACACAUAAACAACUUAACGGAUGAAUUAGCUGGAAAAAACAAAGGAAUUAUAGACGAGCCAAUUGUACUGAAUAUUUACUCGACAAGCUGUCCUGACUUAUCACUGAUAGACCUUCCAGGGAUCACAAGAGUGCCUCUUAAAAAUUCCGAUCAGACAGAUGACAUAGAAAGGCUAACAAGAGAAAUGGCCUUCCGAUAUGUGAAAGACCCCAGGACAAUUAUCCUAGCCGUCUUGCCAGCCAAUGCAGAUAUGUCAACAAGUGAUGCUCUGCAAAUAGCGAGAAAAGUAGAUCCAAAAGGCUUGAGGACAAUAGGGGUAAUUACAAAAAUUGAUUUAAUGGACAAAGGAUCCGAUGCAAGUAAAAUGUUAAUGAAUGAUGAGAUAACUCUAAGGUUAGGCUACACAGGAGUGGUCAACCGAUCCACAGCAGAUAUUAAAAAUGGAAAAUCAAUAGCUGAAUCGUUAAAAGACGAAUUACGAUUCUUUCAAACUCACCCAGUGUACAGAAAGUUACCUCCAACACUGUACGGCACGACAUCACUGACAGAUAAGUUAACCAAAGUGCUCCUUCGACAUAUUAAGAACUUCCUCCCUGAAAUUAAGGUCGAAAUAAAUGACCGAAUCAGACUCAUUAAUGAUAAGCUGUACGAGCUCGGCACGAACGUACCUUUGGAUGCAACGAAGAAGACACAGCUCCUAUGGUCAAUGAUUACCGAUUAUUGUGAAAUAUUUAAAAAUACAUUAAAAGGGAAAUAUGACAAGAGGUUACAAGUCUUCAUAGAAAAUAAUGACAUCAUUUGUGGACUCAAAGUGAGAAGCAUUUUUAAUGAAUUCCUAGACGAGUACGUAGGUAAAAAUGUAACGAGCGAACUCAGUGAUAACGAUAUCGAUGAUGCGAUUUGUUUACAUGAAGGGGAUAGCUUGCCAGGCUUCCCUUCCCCAGAUACAUUUGAGUUUCUAAUCCUACCACAUUUGAAAAAAAUCAACGCACCAGUGUUUAACUGUCUCGAUAAAGUUAGUCAGACUUUAGAAAUACUGUCCCAAAAAAUUGCCAAUCGGGUACUAACCAGAUUUCCUAAACUAUCCGAGCAAGUGCUGGACUUGUCUCAAACAAUCCUCCUCAGGGAAAAAGAAAACACACAUAAUAUACUCGAAAAUUUUAUCGAUGCAGAAACGAAUUAUCUCUUUACCAACGAUUCUUCUUACCUAAUUGAACACGGAAGUAUCAUUAAUGCAAAUGAAGAUGAUCAGAACAAUGAAAAUGCAAAUCAAGAUUUUAACUCUCAUCAGAGAUCGCAAAACAAAAGACAACAAUCCAAUAUUUCCAACUCCAAUUUAGAUAAUAAUAACAUGCAGAGUAAGUACUACGCCAAUAUGAUGAGCGAACAGGAGUAUAUCACCGGCAAGGCCGCCAAAUUUGUCAACACAGCUCAGAAAUCCGUUAUGAAUAUGUGGAACGCAAAAGAAAAAAAAAAAACCAGAUAUAAUGCUCAGUUUAUUCAAGAAAUCAGAAGAAGGUUAGAUUGCUACUUUAAUAUUGUCUUACGGAAUGUCAGAGAUAGUGUGCCUAAAAUUAUCGGCUACUUCCUCAUUAGGAAACUUCAGGAAAAAAUGCAAUUCGAGCUCUACUCAGAUUUAAAUAGCGAACAGAAACUGUACGAUUUGUUAAAUGAACCUCCUCAUGUUGUCAAAGAAAGGGAACACCUCAAUAGACAGCUGGAUAUUCUCAAAAAAGCCAAUCAAGUUCUCCUCAAAGAUCCCAAUAUCACCUCCAUCAAUUUGGACCUCUUCGACGCCAACUAUGAACAAGACCUGAUCGAAUUCCAGAAGAGCUUAAAAACUGGAAGCGCACAAUCUGCCACCCAGACGUACAAGCAAACCGUCAACUCCUCGCAGGGCAGCAUGCACAGCCUGGGCGACGGACCCUCCAUCAGCAAGCGCAACCCAAUGAUGCAAAACCGAAGCGCCUCGCCCACCUCCAUGAACUCAAAUAUGAUGAAACCCAGCAGCAUGAUAAAUCAGAAGAUGCCCUCCUCGACCUACAUGCAGCAGAAUCUGCUCAACGGUAACUGCGCCAGGGUCCAAACGUACCACCCCACCCUAUUUGCACCAAAAUGA